This is a messenger RNA of Musca domestica (house fly), 2628 nucleotides long. Its product is annotated as tRNA (uracil-5-)-methyltransferase homolog A. NCBI's taxonomy places the organism in Eukaryota, Metazoa, Arthropoda, Insecta, Diptera, Muscidae. Gene Ontology annotation, biological process: RNA processing. The transcript has 4 exons. Bases 532 to 2364 code for a protein of 610 amino acids. Gene Ontology annotation, molecular function: RNA methyltransferase activity; RNA binding. The record is from RefSeq and is a predicted model, not a curated record.
GAACUUCGAAGUUGGGGAGGCAGAUUGUUCUUGUUGAUCGUGUACAAAAUCAAAGAAAGGAGCAGCAGAAUGAAUGGAUCGGUGGUGUGUACAAAACGCAUUCCUAGAAGAUUUCGAACAGUGUUGUGGUUUUUGAAGAAAAUAUCUUUAAAGAAACUGACGAAAUUGGUUUGACAGUUCAGUGUCCCAACAGCGGCGUCGAUGCGUCCGCGGCUCGUGUAUUGAAUGUUUCCGGCUGAUUGUGUUGUUCUCGUUGUUCUCAUUCGUAAACAACAAAGUUCGCGGGUAUUUUAUUUUCUGUUUAUUUUUUAUCGGCCAUUACCUGUUUGCCUUCUUAUUCGUUUCGUUGGGCACGUCUUUUCUUUUGGUUUCGACGCAGGAAUCACGGAUGAACUCUCAGAAACAUUGCCGGAGUUAGUCUCUAUUACCCAAUACCACCUUACAAAGCGUACACACAGUUGCAGAGUACAAUUCGUGGCGGAAUAAAGUCUACGCCAUAACAAACAGAAAUCACCACACCACGUGUUGAGGAUGCGAGGUGAUCAACAAGUAAAACAACAAGAAAUGGAACAAUAUUCUGCGGAGGAAGAAGUGACUAAAGAAAGCCAAGAAGUGGUCGACAAGAAGGAAGAUCCUAACUCUGGAGAAGUGGUUCCUUCAGAAUUUGGAUAUCUCCAGCGCAAUGAGUUCACUUCCGAAAUUUACAAAAUAGAAGUGCGAAAUCUGGGCUACUUUGGAAUAGGGGAGUUUAAAAAGCUUUUGAAGAGCAAGCUCAAGCUGGACAUGAGCAAGAUAAAAUCGCCACAGCGGAAAGAUUUUGCAUUUGUUUGUUUCCGAAGUCAGGAGGAUCAAGAGAAAGCAUUAUCGUUGCUUAACGGGUACAAAUGGAAGGGGAAAGUUUUACAAGCACACAUCGCAAAGGCUUCGGCCGAUCCAUUACAGCGUAAAAGAAAGGAAGCAGGAAAUGUCGAGGACGUUGAAUCCAAUAAGCGACAAAGGUCGUCGGCCGAGGCCACCUGUCCGUUGUCCGGUAUGCCAUACGAGGACCAGCUUAGGCAAAAGGAUUCCAGUAUGAAGGAAUUAAUAAAAAAAUUUGUUGGUGAAUUGAAAAAGACCAACCGCGACUCGGCUAAGAAUUUAGAAAACUUCAAAUAUGAAGGUGUACUUCCGUCACCAGCAAUUGACGGUUACCGAAACAAAAAUGAAUUUACUGUAGGCAAAAAUGGUCAAGGCGAAGUUGUGGUGGGCUUUCGACUUGGAAGCUAUGCUGACGGUUCAGUAGAAGUCGCUGAAGUGGAAACCCUGCCCCACAUACCAAAAGCGGCAAAAUGGGGAGCGAAAUCCUUUCAGAACUUUGUCAGGAAGUCUAGAUUUGAACCAUUUAAUCCCGAAGGCAAUGCUGGCCACUUCAAACAGCUAAUGGUACGAACAUCUUCAUCAAACACUAAUGAACUUAUGUUGGUUGCAGGUAUUUAUUCUUCCAACUUGAGUGAUAGUGACUUGAUGGAAUUAAAGCGUGACUUAAAAGAGUAUUAUGAAACGAUCGAAGAAGGUGACUUCAAAUGCUCCUCGCUAUAUUAUCAAGAUGUGAAACACCGUGAAGCAGGACAAAUGGUUUCGCCCGUGGAACACCUUUCGGGAUCAACCCAUAUAUUCGACACAAUCCACGGGCUAAACUUUAGAAUUAGCCCGUUAGCAUUUUUUCAAAUUAAUACAGCUGGUGCCAAUGUUUUGUAUCAGAAGGCAAUAGAUUUAGCUGCUCCGAAAGCUCACUCAACCGUAUUGGAUAUUUGUUGCGGGACUGGGACGAUUGCACUUGCAUUUGCAAAGCAUUGCAAACAAGUUCUGGGCGUUGAAAUUAUUCCAGAUGCCAUUAAAGAUGCGGAAUUCAAUGCAGAAAAUAAUCACAUCUCAAAUUGUAAAUUUUACGCUGGAAAUGCCGAUGACUAUAUACAAUCCAUGGUGCGCGAAGUUACCUACGGAACGCCCCCCGGAUCUCCUUUGAAUAUUAUUGCCGUUGUUGAUCCCCCUCGAGCAGGACUACACAAUCGAUCGAUUGCAGCGAUUCGGGCAGCGGAAGGAAUUAAACGAUUGGUGUAUAUAUCAUGUAAUCCACAACGAGCACAACGAAAUUGGAUUGAAUUGGGUCGGCCGCAAUCAAAACAGUAUAAAGGUGAUCCGUUUUACCCUGUAACCGCCGUGGCUGUGGAUAUGUUUCCCCACACAAGUCAUACAGAGAUGAUUAUUCUUUUUGAGAGGAAGAACGAUGUCGAAGAGCGUACAGAUGUUGACAGAAAUCAAUCUACGACUUUAGUUGAUGCAGGAACCACAGAGAUUGCAGCAGAUACCAUAGGCGAAACAUAAUUACAGGUUAUAAUAUAUUUGCAGUCUAGCGACUUGUAGUUCUUAAAUUACAUUUUUUUUAUUUUAUUUGUACUUCCUAACAAUACAACACAUAUAAGUAGUUUACAUAACGUGCAUAAAUUACCUAAGUGCACAAUAAUAAAUGAGAUUGCCGGCUUCGUUAAAAGAAAUCAUUGUGAUCUCUGGGCAACCCAAAAAAAAAAAAACAUCCAUUAAUUAUUUCGGUACCAAAUAUACAACGCAUAUUCUGUAACAGCAACGACA